Molecule: messenger RNA, 1557 nt
Organism: Drosophila subobscura
Lineage: Eukaryota; Metazoa; Arthropoda; Insecta; Diptera; Drosophilidae
Gene: hdm
Product: protein hold'em
Exons: 3
Coding region: 54-1523 (489 amino acids)
Biological process (GO): resolution of meiotic recombination intermediates
Molecular function (GO): single-stranded DNA binding; single-stranded DNA 3'-5' DNA exonuclease activity
Source: RefSeq, a predicted model, not a curated record
UCCUAGAUCUCAUCUCUUUUGUUUCCUAGUAAACAGUUAUGUUCUAGUUUUGAAUGGUAAAAAUGUCGAAAAGCCAGAAGACAAGGUACUUUCGACUGGUUGAAAUGCAGCCCACCAUGACUAACUUUUCGGCCGCUGUUCUGAUCAUAUCCAAAUCGUCGCCAAACUUAUUCCUGGAUAAGCUCAGUGGCAGCGAGCGUGGUGUUAUUACGCUAACGGUACGCGACUCCAUAAGCCACAUUACCAACUGCAAGUGCUGGGGCCAAAAGUCAUUCGUGGAUAAGUAUAACGCAAUGCUGCACAUUGGCGACGUCGUGGACAUUGUCGGGGCAAAGGUGAUGUCGCUUUCCACACCUGGUGAGCCGCGUUAUCAGCCCCAGGCCACUCUGUCGUGCACAUUAACGGUCAACGAAGGGCACGGUCAUAUUGUGCGGCACGACAGCGACGACUUACCCACAAUAGAGACCCUGCAGCAGCUCAUCCACAAGCCUCACAAGCCUCUUGGCUCUACCCUUAAUCUGGUCGAAGCUUGCUUGGGCAUUGGGCUUCACGAAAGGAAUCUUAAUGCAUAUGUGGACCUACUUGUGGUUGUGGCCGCGGUUCGUCCAGUGCGCGAGUUGAAGCGUAAACUUUCCCAAAGCUAUAAGAAGGACAACGGACCACUUCAAUGCCUCGAACUUAUCGUGAUGGAUGCCAGCUGCCCAAAUGGAAUUUUGCUCUCCCUGUGGCAUGCGGAGUGGAUACGGCGCGCCAAGCACUGGCAACCGCGAAAGACCGUCCUGCACCUGAUUGAUGUGCGUAUCUCCUAUUCGGACUACUAUCGCUGUCCAGUGCUCAACCACGCCAACUGUACGCUUCUCUACGAGGAUCCGCAGGCCGCCGGCGGCGACUGUGAUGCGCUACUCUCGUUUGCCGCCUCUGUGCUGCCUAUGAGCUUCGACCAGUCAGAUCAAUCAGAUUUGGCGGAUCUUCCGACAGCUUGCCAAAUUCAAACAAAGAUGACAACAAAACAGAUUUACUCUCGUGCCGAGGGCGAGCUGAGCAAUGCAGCCACCGAUCGGUUUACGGCUGUGCUCUAUUGCAUGGUUUCCAAGUUCGACAUUGACGGAUAUUCCAUGAACACCAGCAAGAAGUGCACAACAUGUCAAAAUCUUGUCCCACGAAAUCAAAGCGACUGUGUCAGAGAAGAAUGUCAGUUGUUGUUCUCACUGGAAUCCAAUGGGCCAAGACACUCGAGCUUUAUCAACAUCAAUAUUCAGUUGUCCGAUCAAACGGGGACGUUGGUCGAGAGUCGUCUGAGCGGGCACGUAGCCGAGCGCGUGAUGGGCAUCAAAGCGAGCGACUUUCAGCGGCUCUCAGAGGGUGCAAAAAUUGAGCUCAAGUGGCGCUUUCUGCUGAAGUACUUUGAGGUGAAGCUGCUCAUAAAGAAACAAUCAGCCAUGCGCAAGAAUAUCGUUGUGCUUGUGGUGGACAUGCAAGCAAUACCGCUUAACAAGAUGAUAGAUACAUUUUCCGUGUUCUAGUAGUGCCCAGGAGUGGAGAUACUCUAGAGUGGUA